CUCCUUUUUGAACCAUCCAAAUUAUGGCAUCUUUCAUAAUACCAUUCAAAGCCCUUUUCUUCCUUAUAGUCAUCCUGCAUUGGCCUCUCUCUGUUCUUGCUUCUUCAUCCUCCUUUGCUGCAAAUGAAACAGAAACUCUUCUAAAAUGGAAAGCUAGCCUUGCCAACAACACCCAAACUUUGCUCUCUUCUUUGUGGGUUGGAGACAAGCAUUGCAAUUGGGUCGGAAUCACUUGCAACAAGGCUGGAAGCAUCACCAAUCUAAGCCUUCCAGAUUAUGGGUUCAAAGGUACACUUCAUAGUCUCAACUUCUUGUCCUUCCCCAACCUCAUGGGUCUUCACCUUCCUAACAACUCACUGUAUGGGCCCAUUCCCUCACACAUUGGAAACCUUUCCAAGCUCACCGAACUUGACUUGUCCAUGAAUGAUUUCUCCGGAAAUAUUCCAUCUAACAUAGGAAGGUUGUUAAGUUCACUUUCUAUUCUCUAUCUCCAUGAAAACGAUCUCACUGGUCCAAUACCUAUUUCUAUUGGAAGCUUGCACAAUUUGUCCCAACUUGACCUCUUUUACAAUAGGCUCAGUGGUUCUAUACCUAAAGAAGUUGGAAUGAUGAGGUCACUUGUUAUGCUUGAUCUUUCAGUGAACCACUUAACUGGUCCUAUCCCAGCAUCUCUGGGAAACCUAAGUAACUUGGUAUGGCUUUAUCUGUAUGGUAAUAACCUCUCUGGUUCUAUUCCCAAUGAACUAGGACAGCUUGGAUCUCUUACCACAAUGCAACUGUUAAGUAAUAAUCUCACUGGUGUCAUCCCUAAUUCCAUAGGAAACUUAACCAAUUUGUUAAGUCUUAAACUCUUUAAAAAUAAGCUUUGCGGGUCAAUACCUCAAGAGAUAGGGAUGCUUGUAUCUCUUACAGAACUUAUUUUAUCGGAUAACAAUUUCUCUGGUUCAAUCCCCGCUCCCAUAGGAAACUUAACCAAAUUGUCUAGUCUUUACCUUCCUGAAAAUAAGCUUUCCGGUUUGUCUGGCAUCCUUCCUCCAACACUUAGCAAUGUUACUCAUUUAGAAUCAUUACAAUUAUCAGACAACCAUCUUAGUGGUCCAUUACCUGAGAAUGUAUGCCUCGGUGGACAACUCGUAUAUCUUGGGGCUAUCAACAACAAUUUCAGGGGUCCGAUCCCAUCAUGUUUAGGAAACUGCAAAAGCUUGUACAGAGUUAGGCUUGAAGGAAACCAGUUGACAGGAAAUAUAUCAGAAGCUUUUGUUAUAUAUCCUAAUUUGAAUUAUAUUGCAUUAAGCAACAACAAAUUUUAUGAUACCACCGAGCUGAAGCAUGCAACUCAAUUACACGAACUCGAUGUCUCUUCAAAUCAUCUCAUUGGUGAGAUUCCCAAGGAAUUGAGAGCGUUGACGUUGAUGUACAAACUUUUGCUAAGUGGUAACCAACUUUCAGGCAAAAUUCCACCAGAGAUUGGAGUUCUUUCAAAUCUACAAUAUCUUAACUUGGCAUCACACAAUUUGAGUGGACCGAUUCCUAAUCAACUUGGAGAGUGCUCAAAGUUAUUGGACCUGAAUUUGAGCAAGAAUAAACUUGAAGAAAGCAUUCCAUUUUCAGUAAGCUACAUAAAUGGCCUUCAAAAUCUAGAUUUAAGUCAGAAUUUACUUAUUGGGAAGAUACCACAGGAGCUUGCAAAAUUACAUUCCUUGGAAAUAUUGGACCUUUCGCACAAUAUGCUGAAUGGUUCCAUCCCAAAUUCUUUUAAUGAUUUGAAAAGCUUGACUGUUGUGAAUAUAUCUUACAAUCAAUUAGAAGGCCCUGUUCCUAACAUUAGGGCAUUUCAUGAGGCUUCAUUUGAUGCCUUAAGAAGCAAUAAGGGACUAUGUGGUAAUGCCACUGGACUAAUGCCUUGUGCUGUCGCUGCUACUAGCAACGGUCAUAUAAAAAGCAGCCAGUCAUCAUUUUCAUUGUACUUCCACUCUUUGGUCUUCUUCUUUUGCUCUUUGUCAUGGCUGGAAGUUUUCUUAUUCUUUGCCAAAAGAACCAAACCAGAAAAUCCGAGUCAAUCGAGGCACAACUUGGAGAUUUUUUCACAUUGUGGGGAUAUAAUGGAAGAAUACUCUAUGAGAACAUUAUUGAAGCCACUGAAGAUUUCAGCUUCACCAAUUGCAUUGGUUCCGGAGGCUAUGGAGCUGUUUAUAAAGCUGUGUUACCCAUUGGUGAGGUGGUUGCUGUGA
Molecule: messenger RNA, 2231 nt
Organism: Durio zibethinus
Lineage: Eukaryota; Viridiplantae; Streptophyta; Magnoliopsida; Malvales; Malvaceae
Source: RefSeq, a predicted model, not a curated record